AUGGCCCGCAGAGCGUCGGUCCGCGCGUCGACCCGUGCAGAGAGCCCGCCGCUGACCAAGGAUGACCUCUCGACGCGUGAAUGUCUCGUUCUUGCUCAAGCCGUCUUCGAACUCGGCGGCCAUGAGUGGCACAAAGUCGUCCAGAUUCUCAACGGCCACAGUCUUAUCCAACGUCCAGAGUCUGCCUUCACCCCCCAAUCCACCGAGGCUAUAUGGCGCGCUAUGAUGACCGACGCCGGCGUCCAGUUCAGCGAAGCUGACCUCGAGAAGAAGAAAAACCUCCCAUCACGUCGCCUUGCGCAUGUCUGGCACCAAAGGCGCAUGGCCGAGCUCAAGGACCACAUUGCCGCCGAAGAGACCCGUUUCAAAACAAUUGCUGCUGAGAUCGUCGCUAUCAGAAGUGGUGCAUGGGACGAGAAGAUUAAAGCUAUGGUUGAACCUGUACCUGCGCCUGCACAGGACGAGGCGCAAUCCGAGGCUGAGGAUGCGGAAACACCGUCCUCCGCAGAGCCCAGGCAGUUCACUGCCCAUACGCCACCCGCCACUCCCUCAGCAUCCCCCAAUCUCAAGACACCAUCUACGCCACUUCGGCAUGCACUUGAAGCGAGCCAGAAGCACAUUGACGAGCCUGCGGAACCUCUAACGCCAGCCGAGGGGGACUCAGUCGAUGUCAUCAUGACGAUCGGUGAUGAACACCCGAGUGUACAUGCGUCGCUACCAGACGUACUUAGGUCCACGAAGAGCGCCCUACUGCAGGAUGCGCAAGACUCGAUAUCUGACGAAAGUGAUGCGAUCGAACGCUCCGCAGAGCAACCCGCCAGCGACGAGGAACCGGCACCCCAACUGUCAGGCGCGGAAGAUGAUGAGACUGAGGAUAUGCGCGAGGAGAAGGAGACGAGCCCGGACAUUCCUCUCCAGCAGCAGACGCCGGUGCCCGAACGGCGAAUAACACGACAAGGCAAGCGCCGUGCUUCCGAAGCUGCUAGUGAGCUCUCUGAGUCUGUCCGCGAUCGCAAAAAGCAACGGGAAACCUCCGCUGCCGAUGAGGAUUCAGACGAGGAUCCUGUGACAGCCAAGCGUCGUGCUCAAGACGCAGCGAAAAAGUUCGAACGGGUCAUCAUGAUGUUACAUGCUGACAUCUCAAACCACCGCAACGGUGCCAUCUUCCAAAACCCAAUCAAGCCGUCCGAGGCGCCAGACUAUCAUGAGAUCGUAAAGAGACCAAUGGACCUCAAGACAAUGAAGGCGCGCAUCAAAUCGGGUCAGAUAUCGACGAGCACCGAGUUUCAACGCGAUAUCUAUCUCAUGUUUGCCAACUCUAUGAUGUACAACAAGCCGAACUCAGAUAUUUAUGGCAUGGCGGGAGAGAUGAUGAUGGAGGCUGAGAAGAAGAUUCAAGAAUUCAGACAGACCGAAGUUCUUCGCGGGGGCUGA
Messenger RNA from Peniophora sp. CBMAI 1063, 1434 nucleotides. The record is from the annotation of a GenBank genome assembly. NCBI's taxonomy places the organism in Eukaryota, Fungi, Basidiomycota, Agaricomycetes, Russulales, Peniophoraceae.